CCUUGUUAGCUUUUAUUUGCCACCAAAAGAAAAAGGUUGGAUCCAAUCCCAUCUUCCCCUUCCUCCCUCCUUUCUUCCCUUUUGCUAGGUUUUUGGAUUGUUGUAGAUCCACAAAGCAAAUCACCACCCAAAAGAGAUAAAGGAAAAGGCAAAGAGUUAAAGGAAAAGGAGUGGGAGCUAUAGGGGGGGAAUUGAAGAUGAUUCAAGAGCUCUUGGGGAGUGGCCUAAUUAGUGGAGAAAGGAGGAUUAAUCCCAUCACCACCAAUGGAACCAUUCUACAUGCCACACCACCACCACCUCAUACUUAUUCUCACAACCAUCACUCUUCUCCAUCCCCUUCUUCAGCAACAACUACACCCACCACCACCACCUCCACAACCCCAGUUGGAGCUCUGCCUGCCACAGGCACCGCUCCGUCGUCUCUCACCAACUCAUCUGCACCUUCUUCGUCGUCAUCGCCUGCAGCUGGAGAGCACCUGAGAUGCCCUCGUUGCGAUUCGUCCAACACCAAGUUCUGCUACUACAACAACUACAACCUCACCCAGCCUCGCCACUUCUGCAAGACCUGCCGCAGGUACUGGACCAAAGGUGGCGCCCUGAGGAACGUUCCCAUCGGCGGAGGAUGCAGGAAGAACAAGAGCACGAGCGGCUUGAUCUCAUCGUCGUCAUCCUCCGCCGUGGUCUCAACAUUCGGAAAGCCUAGUACCACCACCACCGACAAGCUCAAGAGCCUGGCGGUAGGGUUUGGAAACUCAUCAUCGUCCCCAUCACUUUUCGGUGCUAGUUUGUACGAUCUCCAUCAUCAUCAUCAUCAAGUAGACCUCCCAUCUAGCCCUAUCCUAUGGGGAUCAGCUUCCCCACAAAACAACUCCCACGGCCACCACUUCCUCUCCUUGUUGAGAUCAUCACCAAACCCUAACCCUAACCCUAGCUCCAUCCCUACACCACCACCGGCUUCCUCAGCGGUUAAGGACGAGCACCCAAAUGGUAUCAUCGGCAGCUUGUUCGGGCCGAAUAGUACCUCUCCUACCACCAGCCACUUGAAGAUGUUCGAGCCGCCGCCGCCUGCGACGACAGCUCGAACCCUAGCCGGGUGGGACACGUCAUCGUCGGUCAACAACCAGCAGCAGCAAGCCACUUUGCUUGGUCUUAAUAACUAUCCUCCAAUUCCAAUGUGGACGGGCGACAGCAAUGGAAACGGCUACCUAGUUGGCAGCGAUGAACCGCAUCAUCAUAAUAAUAAUAAUAAUACAGGGAUGCAGGAAGUGUACCAAAGGCUGAAGGCUUCCACUAGUACAAGUGGUUAUGAUGUUUUCAACGAGAAUAAUAACGUGGGUUCUACUUCUUCUUGCUUUUCGUCGGCGGGGGUUGCUUCAUCUUCGUCAACGGUGGCCGGAGGAGGAGGUGGCGGGUUCUCGGGUUACAUCUGGAAUCCGGCAGCUUUUACAUCUUCUACUGCUACCGCCACUGUUGCUGCUUCAUGGUCGGAUCUUCCCACCACCGCAAAUAAUGAUUGUUAGAAUGGUUGUAUUACUCACGGUUAUAGGUAUCAACCGCGGACAGGUUCAACCGGGCUUGGGUUUGGGUUCAAGUAUGUUGCGGGUACGUAGGGUUUCAUGUCCAUCGAGUUGCGGGUUAGUUGAGUUACGGGUUCAUCGGGUUGUGGGUCAUUCGGAAUAGCGGCCAGACGGGUUGCGGGUAGAUAUGAUCGGCACAUCGAGAAAAAAUAUGUGCUUUUCUGAAUAAUUUAUUUAUUAUUUAUUAUAGCUCCUCAUAUGAUUUGUAUUAUCAUACGUCAAUACCAGAA
Messenger RNA from Linum tenue, 1807 nucleotides. The record is from the annotation of a GenBank genome assembly. NCBI's taxonomy places the organism in Eukaryota, Viridiplantae, Streptophyta, Magnoliopsida, Malpighiales, Linaceae.